AUGCGGAAGAACUACCUUUGGUGCGAGGGCAAGAAGGCGAACUCAUUGGCAGUGGAGGAGUUUGACUACAUCUUUGUUUCUGCAACCACCGGCUUCUGCGCUUCUUUUCUGCGCUACCACGAUGCGUUGCAGUUCCGUGGGUACGUCAGUUCUAAAGCCAUUGCAUGGGCGCAGCUGACUAGCCUUUGGCCUGAUGAUCACUCACAUCAGCGCUUCAACCAAGAUUAUGGCCAAGCACGCUUGCUCUUCCAUGUCAUCGCGGAGUUUAAGGACAUGUGGAAGCUUCAUUCCCGGAAGGACAAAGAACGUCUCCUGCGAAGCAUUGAGAUCGACAACCCCUUGCAGCUUGCGCACCUGUGUGAAAACCAUGUUUGGUGGCAGCGAAUUGCAACUCCCAAGUCUCUGGCCUCCAGCGUCCGUGAAUUUGCCAUGGACGGUCACGAAAAGAUUGCUACAGCCUGUGCCGAUAACCCUCCUAAACAUGGCGGCCGUCCUCGCUCAGAUGGGGCCAUUGCUACAGCCUUAGUCUCGGAGCUUUUGCCCCUCUACAAGAACUACUGGACCAUCGACAAGUUCCACGCACGUGGACACGGUCCCGACUGCAAGUGUUCACUGCUCAAUCAUAAGCGGCUUGAGCGGAGAUUGAAGGAAGUUAACACUUCGAUCUCAUGGUUCAGGGGGUACUCCAGUACAUUCAGUUCCAUGAAUCCCAAUGUGCAGCUGUUUUACGUCCUCGCCUAUGCUCGGCGACGCAAUGCCAUGGAAGCGGACGGGGGCAUCGAGCACCAAAAUCCUUGGCCUGCGCAUAAGCAGGCCAUGAAGAAGGCGGCCGCUUGGAAGAAACCUGCCAGCCACAGCUACAAUUGCAAAGCAGUGGCCAAGACUCACGUAAAGAAGAAACCAGCUGCUAAGAAGUAG
This is a messenger RNA of Durusdinium trenchii, 918 nucleotides long. The record is from the annotation of a GenBank genome assembly. NCBI's taxonomy places the organism in Eukaryota, Dinophyceae, Suessiales, Symbiodiniaceae.